CAGCAAAUAUUAAGGUAUUGGCUUCUUCAUAUCCUUAGAAUUGAAGAACUUAAAAUCAAUGGCGAGAGUGACGAAGAGAGCUGUUCUUGUGGGUUGCACCUACAACAAGACCCGAUUCAGCUUGUACGGAUGCAUAAACGAUGUGAGGAAAAUGAAUGACUUGAUCGUCAACCGUCUUGGUUUUCGUAAAGAGAAUGUCAAGGUCCUGACCGAUGAGCCGUUACCGGAGCUUACAUCGGCUGUUCCUACGGCCGCCGACAUCAGGGAUGCGCUUUCCGAAAUGGUGGAAACUGCUGGAGCAGGAGAUGUGCUGUUUUUCUAUUUCAGCGGCCAUGGAACUGCGAUUCCGGUCUAUGUUCCCGGCCGGCCUUACCGGGAAGAGAAAGCCAUCGUGUCUUGUGAUUUGGAUCUCAUCACCGGAAUUGAGUUGAGGCGUCUAGUUGACAAACUAACGGGUGGUGCGACGUUGACAAUGGCGAUAGAUUCCAGCUACAGCGGCGGUCUCAUCGCCGGAGGGAAAGAACAAGUCGGAUCCAACACAAUGAUUCCAUUUCCUACAUCAUAUGCGAGACUGAUCAGGAAGAGCAUCGAUUAUAACGCCAUUCGUGAUAUCAGAAGCAAAGCAUCAUAUCCGUUUUCGUUUCCGUGGCCGACCGACCAAGAGACAGAUUCGAGUCCGCCGCAAGACGGUGGGAUUUUGCUCAGCGGGUGUGAUGCGAACGAGACAUCAUUCGACUUGGUCGGAGGAGGAGAAGCGUAUGGGGCGUUCACCAAUACGGUGUUGACAGUGAUCGGAAAACGUCGGGAUUGUCCGGCGAAUGCAAGGCUUGUGUAUGAAGCUAGAGAGAAAUUAAAGGAGGAUGGGAUUGGAGUUGAGCAGAACCCUUGCCUUUACUGCAGCAACGCCAAUGUAAAUGCACCUUUCUUGGGUGGCUUUGUUAAUAUUGAAUUGUGAUUGCGGUCACAUUGGGCUAUUCAAAUUACAGUUGCAGUCGUAUUUUCGAUUUCGUCACAUUUAUCAUGAUUCCAGAUAUAACGAGCACUCUUGAUUUUAUAUGUUCACAUGAAUAAAAACAUGUUCUAUAUGUUCA
Molecule: messenger RNA, 1091 nt
Organism: Hibiscus syriacus
Lineage: Eukaryota; Viridiplantae; Streptophyta; Magnoliopsida; Malvales; Malvaceae
Product: metacaspase-9-like
Exons: 2
Coding region: 59-955 (298 amino acids)
Biological process (GO): proteolysis
Molecular function (GO): cysteine-type endopeptidase activity
Source: RefSeq, a predicted model, not a curated record